GUCUGUGUUAAACACUGUCACUGUCUGAAGCCCUAGUGCUAUUCUGUCCAGUGAUUCCUUCCACGGUUGAUCACACGACACUGCUGAACCGCUGUCAGCCGGCCCAUUGUUUACUUAUCGCCGCUAUCGGCCUUAUCUGUCUCAGGGUCCUACUCCACUGUGUGCCCCUCAACACCAUCGCCAUUGUCUCGACAUUCCAGCUCCUAGGACCGACAUUCUCACAACCUUACAACCCUAGACGCUAAACCUAGACCCCUAUUGCCAGAGUACACGCAAUGGCGUCUUCAGGUAUCCUGGCCGGCCGUCUGGCUGGCAAGAACUGCCUGAUCACCGGUGCCGCCGGAGGCAUCGGUCUUGAGACCAGCAUUCUGUUUGCCAAGGAGGGCGCCAAUGUGCUCAUGACAGACGUCUCUAAUGAAGCGCUGAUGACAGCCUUCGGAAAGGUCGGCCAUCUGGUCCCGAACUGCAACCGCAUUGAGUGGAGGGUCUGCGAUGUCUCCAAAGAAGCCGACGUGAAAGGCGCCAUCGAGCACCUGGACGACUGGGGCGGCCUGGACGUCAUCUUCAACAACGCCGGCAUCAUGCACGCGUGCGACGACGACGCCGUCAACACGCCCGAGAACAUCUGGGACCUGACCAUGAACAUCAACGUCAAGGGGGUCUGGUACGGGUGCAAGCACGCCGUGCUCGCGCUGCGCCGCCACGACAAGAAGAAGGGCAGCAUCAUCAACACGGCCUCGGUUGUCGCCCUGGUCGGCUCCGCCACCCCGCAGCUCGCCUACACCGCCAGCAAGGGCGCCGUGCUCGCCCUGACCCGGGAGCUCGCCAUCGUCCACGCCCGCGAAGGUUUUCGCUUCAAUGCCCUGUGUCCCGCGCCGCUCAACACGCCGUUGCUGCAGGACUGGCUCGGUGACGACCAGGCAAAGCGGCACCGUCGCGAGGUGCACUUCCCGACGGGGCGGUUCGGAGAGGCGGUCGAGCAGGCGCAGGCGGUGCUGUUCCUCGCGAGCGACGAGAGCAGUUUUGUGAACGGAACGGACUUUGUUGUCGAUGGUGGAAUGACCAAGGCCUAUGUCACCCCGGAGGGCCCCGCGGCCCCUGCGCCGGUCAAUAAUGCGCUCAAGGAUAGGCUGGACUAGGGGGAGAGGGAGGAUAGUGGUUCAUUAGAUGGGAACCUGAACGGCGCGAACAGAGUACUUUGUAGUAACUUUGCUUUAUGGCUCAAUCCGGCCUUAUGCAUAACCCCCUCACAACCUAAUGCAACGCCUUUUAUGUCCAC
Molecule: messenger RNA, 1279 nt
Organism: Chaetomium strumarium
Lineage: Eukaryota; Fungi; Ascomycota; Sordariomycetes; Sordariales; Chaetomiaceae
Exons: 3
Coding region: 276-1139 (287 amino acids)
Molecular function (GO): oxidoreductase activity
Source: RefSeq, a predicted model, not a curated record